CGCCUCGCCGUCUCGCUGGGCCUUUGGACCACUUCCAGCCGACUCGCGGGAGAGUCUAUAGACCUCGAAGCGCGCGAUUUCGGGCCCACAUUCGCUGCUUUGGUUCCGAGAUGUCGAAAUCCAACGUCGUCGAGAGUUUUUCGCCGGCGUCGCCGUGUCUAAUUCGCCGGCCACAUCGCGCUACCGAACUGGAGUUAACAUGGUGAUUUGUGAAAUAUGCGAGUUAUCGAACUGGGAAGACGUGCGAUCAGCAUCCAAUUUGCACAAACCGAUCGUUGAUUAGACAAGAGACAGGUUCUCGAUCGCAAUUACGGUAUCUAGUGGAAAGAAAGUGCGUGAAUGUGAUUUUUAAACUGCGGUUAAGUGGAAUUCAAUAUCGUUACUCUGUUAUAAAUGGUGUUGUGAUCGUUCGUUAAUACCGAUUGAAAGAAAAAGUAUCAGCUGGAAGAAGUGACAGUAGACAGACAAACGCGCUAACGACGAAAGGUGGACUAGAAAGUGCAGCUCUUUCAAUCCGUGAUGUGAUUCUGUACCGGGCGUGAUACAUAUUAUACGCGUGUGUGAAGUGUGAAGUGGGCCGACGCCCGUGGCAUUCAACCAGUGGACCGGAUGAGAGUCAGAUCGGAGUAAGUGAGCGGCCCGCACGCACGAGUUGAGGCAUCGAAAAUGAGCAAGCGGACGUUGCCGUUGGCAGGACUGAAUUCCUGCGAGAGGAUACGGCCGGAAAGGCCCAGAAACCCGAUCCAGCGGCUGGUCUGGUCCGGGGCCCAAUUUCAAGUGAGCCCAAUCGGCUCCCUCGAAGAUGAGGCGUCGAAUCCACGGAUGGCGCUGCGCCGACUACUCAAGCUCUACGAAGGACGGCAGUAUCGAGAAGCGGCCAGUUUCCUGUCGCGGAUGCCGGUCUACACCCUGAAGGCAGCUCUUCCUGACAUACCCGUGGAUCUCCUGGUCGACGCGCUGCCGCACAGCCUCGCCCUCCUCGAGACCCUUUAUUCCAGACUGGCUGAGCUUAGCGGUGACGACCUUAAGGUCAUCAGGGUCGAACCAGCCCUGUGGAAAAUAGUCUACCUCAUAUCCACAUCCCAGGAUCACUUCCACGUUAGGAUUUGGACGAAGCUCUUGGCUGCGCUGUCCAGGGUAGCUCCUGGCUCUAAGGCUAUUUUGGCGACGAGGAAGCGAGCUCUUGAGAGAGCUGUUGAGGGCCUGGGAAAACAUGGGUUGGUACCCUCCACCCAGCUGGAGAAUGGUUUGGAAUAUACGAACGCUCAGAACCUCGUCUCGCUUCCGGUCGCGCUGAAGGAGGAGCUCGAGGCACGAUCCGAGGCGUAUAAACUCGCUUUGCAUAAGAUAGAAAACUUCCAGAAGCACACCGGCGCCAAUAAAGGAGGCCAAGGAGUUCAGGCGGCGUCUCACCAGAGGCAGCUGUCACUGAAGUACAGCGAGAUCCAGCAACGCCUGAUAAACAAUCAGGGCCUCUUGAAUACACUGGAGAAAGCGACGAGUCCAGCCCUGGAAAAUCUAUUGAGAGAACUCAAGCACAGGGUCGAAUACGACAAGGAAGCUCUGAGACAAUGGACCGCCUUGCGGAAGUCAAAUUUCAGGACCAACACCAAGAAUCCUCCUCUUGCAGCGCGGCUUCUUCAGUGCGCACGAGGCUGUGGCCUUGCUCUUCAGCUAAUGAGUGAGGAUGUGCCAAGAGGGGUGCAGGACUCUCCGAUUGUGCAGGAAAACACCCUCGACGACUAUGAAGAAGAGUCCAGCAGCGCCGGGUACCACACAGACGAAAGCGGAAGUCCAACUCCGGAACCAGGACAUCCCAAUGGCGACGAUUGCAGUUACCAAGGCCUUCCAUGCCCCGCGGAUGUGACAGUUAGUCAACUGGUCGAGCGCUAUGGAUCCCUUUAUGCUCAAGCCCAGCUUCACACCCUUGAUGCUCUGGACGCCCUUGAACCCCUUAAGGAUGCUCCAGACUUGAAAACAAAGAUUCUUUAUUCUGUUGUCGUGCUCUCGUGGCGUCUGGCGGGAAUGAUACAAACGGCACGACGUUUCGAGGCGAUACACGUUUUGAACGGAACUCAAUCCCAGCAAACCGGAAGCUCGGCUCCGUCUUCGGAAUUCGAAGAUUGCAUCAGGAGACAACUUGCGACGAUCGGAGCCCGAACUGGACUCGCUGAAGUGUCCGAUCGGGUUUUAAACCAGCUGGAAAGAACUCUCUACGAUUUUCCCUGUCUCCGGAGCUGCCCGGAGAUCAAGGAUUACGCAAAUUCUUGUGCCAGUUUGGCCUGGGCUUGUCUUGCCAGGUCGACUCCUCUUGUACUCGAUGUUGCCCAGGGUGUCGAUUUUCAGCGAGAAAUACACGCCAGGCAUCACGGAUCGCCGGAUCCGAAUGGAGUCAAGAUUAGAAGUGUUUUGUGGCCAGGAUUGAGAGAAGGUUGUCAGGGACGCUGUUUGCACAGAGCAGUUGUGCUGACAAAUUAA
Messenger RNA from Diprion similis, 2478 nucleotides. RefSeq lists its product as uncharacterized. Gene Ontology annotation, cellular component: mitochondrial outer membrane. Bases 667 to 2478 code for a protein of 603 amino acids. The record is from RefSeq and is a predicted model, not a curated record. The transcript is spliced from 4 exons. Gene Ontology annotation, biological process: mitophagy by internal vacuole formation; mitochondrial protein catabolic process. NCBI's taxonomy places the organism in Eukaryota, Metazoa, Arthropoda, Insecta, Hymenoptera, Diprionidae.